Molecule: messenger RNA, 10320 nt
Organism: Hyalella azteca
Lineage: Eukaryota; Metazoa; Arthropoda; Malacostraca; Amphipoda; Hyalellidae
Molecular function (GO): protein binding
Source: RefSeq, a predicted model, not a curated record
UCGAAAUCUUCUGAACGUUUGGCCGAGUCCUAAGUGCUUCUCAUUUGUAAAGCUUUAAGAUUAGGCGUUCUCAAUAACGCUACAAAACAAACGUGUGCUUGAAACUAAAUAUUAUGGUGUGAUCUUGUUUCUUGCUGGAUCAACAUCACAUUCAAAGCAGCCAUGACUGAGCCACCGGCUUACGGGGACAUGAAUGACUCGGAGGAGGAGGAUAACGAUUUGCAGGAGAUGGAAGAUGAGGGAGAUGAUGAUGGAGAGGAUGCUGAUGAAAAUGAUGAUGAUGAUGAAGAAGAAGAGAUAGAGGAAGAAGUGGAUGAGGAGGAAGAAAUUGAUGAUGAGUAUGGAGAACACUCUGAUUUGGGGGUCACUCCUCCUAAGAAGACCAACUCUAUGUACUCGGGCUUCAAUGACAUCAUCUCCGGGCCCAAUUCAUAUUCUAGCCAGUCAGCCACAUAUACCACAAAUAUUGGCUUGAGCUCACAUGAAGGUGAUGGACAUACAAGAAGUGCUGUCAAUGUCCAGAUGGUAGCCAAGUCUGCCACAGGAGUCGCAUCUUAUGAUGGCUCACACACCAGGGUAGAAAAUCCCUUAUUUGAUGACCUGAGCUACUACAGUGGUGACCUCAGUGAUGACGCCAGCACUGGUCCUUCUCUGCCUAGCAUCACUGAACAGGAUGUGAGCACCCACAUCAAAGGCUCCUUGUCAUUUGGCCUCCCCAAGAAACUUAUGAUGAAAACAAAACUUUCCUCUGUACGUUCCAGCCGACCAAUCUUGUUAUCUAAAACCUCUAUCAAAAAACCUGGGCCAAAGAAAAAUGUGGGACGGGGCAAUAAAUCCUUUGUUGGGGAUGGCAAGGAUCUAAGCAAUGGUGCUGAAGGUGUGGGUGAAGGUGGGUCGUGUGGAGCAUCAGGAGGACUGCUGGUGCACAGACCUGUGGUGCCCCGCAAGAAGGAGACCAUCAAUAUAGACCAUCUCAGUGAGGAACUCCAGCAAGGUUACAAGAUUGUGUCGGAGCUGAUGAGCGACUACCACCGCACCAGCAACAGCGUCUACAUGGAUGAGCUCGACCUCGACCCCGUGCGCAACAGGGAGUAUCUCGAGGUCAUCCAGAAGCCUGUGUGGCUCAAGAAAAUUCGGGAGGAGCUGCUGGGGGGGCAGUACGGCAGCCUGACGGAGGUGGUGGGUGACGUGCGCCUGAUGCUGGAGAACGCCUACCGCUUCUACGGCCCUGUGCACAGCUUCACUAAGAAGGGCUUGCGGCUCGAGCACGUCCUGGAGCAGAAGAUUGCUCUGCUGCCCAAGGAGAUGCGGGAGCUGUGCAGCCUUGAGAGCACGUCAGGCAGGCCCGUGUCGCCCAUCAAGGAGACGCACCGCAACAAGACCGCCAAGAUCUCCGUCAACGGAGACAACUUCUUCUCGCACGUGCUGCACCGCGUGAAGGGCUGCCGUGCCGCCCGUGAGAAGGAGCUCAAGAGGCGCCGCAUGGAGGGCCUGCGGCAGGCUAAGCUGGACCGCGAGCUGCAGGUCGUGUCCUGGGACCUGCAGCUCAUGGCAGACCAUCUGCAGGCCAACCACACCCCCGUCACCAACAUGUGGGAGCUGCCGAGCAUCGGGCUCUUCAUCUUCCUGACGCUGAACGUCCUCCACAUCCCUGAGGUCUCCCAGUACGAGCUGGAGCGCAUCCUGCUCCUUCCUCAGAGCUCGUCGAGCUUGGCGCUGCUGAUGACGUCACUGCUGAGCUCGCCGCUGGUGCGCCAGAAGCUCGGGGCCCAUGAGGUCCCUGCCAUGCCCUACAGCGUGUGGGCCCGCAAGCUGGCCCAGCGGGCCGCCCUCUGGUACAAGUGCUACAACAGAGAGGGUCGCGACCCCUACAAGGUGUUCGAGGUUCUGGGCAUAGAGCCGCAGUUCUGGCAGGUCUGCGGCCCCAAGAACCCGUGCGAGGCGAGGCUCUUCCACGAGCUCAGCGUCCACCAGCGCGUGUGGCUCCUGAAGUCCCUCUGCGACUACCUGCUGAGCAACCACAAGAGCAUCCUGGAGGUGCUGGAGGGCCACCCUGAGGCGGACCUGCGGGAGUAUCUGCUGGGGAGCGACCGGCGGGGGUGGCAGUACCUGCACUUCCCGCAGUUCUGCGGCCGCAGUCUGCGGGUCUACAGGCGACGCUUCCCCUCUUAUGAUCCUCACACGAUGUUCCCGACGAAGAAGGAGGACUUGGCGGCCGACGAGCGGGCCUUCACUAAGGAGCAAGUCAAGGACUUCAGGAAAAUGCUCAAGGAAUUCAAGAAGGCAGCGGCCAGUGAAGAAGUACACGCAGUUCGUGGAGGACGAGGAGGACGACCCUCCCACGGAGGAAGAUGAGGUGGCCGCCGGCGUGGUGUCCUCUGAUGACGAAGGCAACCCCCUGCCUCCCCUCAACACAACCCCCUUCUUCCCCACCUCCUCUCUCUCCACCAAGACGCGCAAGCGUAUCGGGGAGGCUGGUCCGGAGGGGACGGUGGUGGAGAACCACGGUCCAGUGGGACAGACAACGGAAACACAAGCCCCCGCCAAUUCUCUAGGAGUGGCGUCUGAAGGUCUCGGUACCGUCGGUACCGGUGCAGGUGAUACCGGCGACCGCAGCGAUGGUCCCGACAAUGCUGGUACCGGCAAUGAGGGUACCGAGGAGGGCACGCUGUCGCGGGCACAGAUGAGGAACCCGCGACUCAGGAAGCCCGGCAAGAAGAGAUGCGGGCUGCUUGUGGCAGUCACGAGAGCUCUCCUGCACCCAGCAACGGCCUCUCCCGCUCCUCUGGCGACAACGAUGCCAACACUGCCGUCAACAGUGACACCAACACUCCUGGCAACAAUGAAACUAGCUACACCCCUGGCAACAAUGACACCAACACCCCUGGCAAAAACGUUCCUAACACCACUGGCAACAACGAUACCAGCAACACCGCUGCCAAUGAUACCAGCAACACCCCUGGCAACAACGAUGCCAACACCCCUGGCAACAACGAUGGCAACAACGAUGCCAACACCCCUGGCAACAACGAUACCAGCAACACCGCUGCCAACGGUACUGGUCCGUCAGUAUCUGGCAAGAGCAGCCCGUGUGAGGCGAGUGGCAACAGCUGUUCCAGCCCCAGCGAACCUUCAGCCCCGGCAUUGUUAUCCUGUUCUUCAGAUAACAAUGGUGGCAGGAAAUUACAGGAUAACUAUAUUGUCAAUUGUACGAAUAAUCCGCCCAUUAACUCUAUUACCACACCUACAGCUGUAUGUGUUUCUGUAUCUGUUACUGCAUCUGCUACUGCAUCUGCCACUGCAUCUGCUACUGCAACUGCUAGUGCAUCUCCUACUGCAACUGCUAGUGCAUCUCCUACUGCCACUGCAACUGCUACUGUAUCUGCAUCUGCUGCUGCAUCUGCUACAUCCACUACUACAUCUACAGCUAAAUCUACCAUUUCACCAAGUGCCUCCAGCCCAAGUUGUGAUGUUUCUGACGAGAUCGUUCCCGGCCAUGAGGUGUCAGAAGUCCCAGAGAGAAAAACCAUUGAAAAUAAACCUGAAGAUGCCGGUAAUUCUUCCGAUUUGAUGAAAGAAAAUGUUUCUGUGGAGGACGGACCUUGUACCAAGUUUUCUGUGUGUGAGCCGCCUCAUAAGAAGUUGAAAACCAUGCAUGAACAAAAUCCUGAGCAAGAUUCUUGCGGUGGCUGUGAUUCUGGCAAAGAUUCUGGUGUCGAAUGUUAUCAGAAAAUGCGAUCCAAGACCAACGGUUAUAUGGAAGACAGCCUUAGUGAUAUUACCAAAAGGCCUGUACUUGCCUCGAAACCAUUUGUAAAUAAUGUCACAAACGACGUAGUGCAUGAUAGUUUAGGAGGUUCUGAUGACAUAGAUGGCGGUACAUCAAAACUUGAAGUUGUUCUUGAUGGAGAAAACGGCGGGAAGGCCUUGCAUAGUGAGGAAGUGGCUUCCAACACAGAAAUCAAAGACGAGUUUCCCACUGACGUCGAUGUUGACAUCAACAAUGUCGUCAAAUCAGAGGACGCUGUCAAACAAGAGCCAACGUCUGAUGCUGAGGGCAUGUUCGUUGGCUUCAGCUCCACCAGUCUUGAUGCAAAGUUGUCGAAUAACUGCAGUGACAGCCCCUACGUUUCUUCUGGCGUUGAUAAACUUAACCCAAGUGGUCAGUUGAACACUUCUGUAGUUUCAUCGGUGACGAAAAAUUCAAACAACAGUGAUGCACUUGAGAAUUCAACAAAACAGGUUGAAGAAUCUUGCCCUACAGAUUCUACGCCAAAGCUGACAGACCUUGCCGAUUCUAUCUGUGACCCCAAGUCGUCGAAUGCAACGGCAUUAUCAGCUCCAAACAGCAUUGAAAAGUCAACAGAUCAAACGAAUCCAGAAUCUUCAGAUCCAACCGAUAUCAAGUCCAUGGACUCAACAGGUCCAGAGUCAAAAGAUGAAAAGUUGAACGAGUCCUCACAACCCGUUGACGAUGCGCAAGCUUCAUCCGUUGUCAAACAGGAACAGGAGUCAGAGCACGACCCUUCCCCGUACCUCCCCGUGCCUGGGGAGUUUGAGUUGGUAGCCUCCAGCAUCGAAGAACUGAGGAAUCUGGUACUGGAGUUCGGGGACCUGCCGGCCAAGCCCAGCAAGACGGAACUGAAGAAAACGGACCGCAGCUCUCCUGACGAUGGAGAGACGCCCGGAGCUAGAGAUGAAUCUGAUGAAGAGGAUGAGGAGAAAGAAGUGGAAGAAGAGGAGGUGAAGAAGAGAGGCAGGAAGAGGAAAGAUCAUGAUGAAGAUGGUGACGCGGAACUAAACAGUGACGGACGAAGAAGCAAGAGAAAGAGAUUAACUGAUAAAAGUUACGUCCGUGAUAGUGAGGAUCAGGAAGAAAGUGAUGAUGAUGGCUGUGAUAAGAGAAGGAAGAGCAAGAGGUCAGCUUGUAGGAUAGAGGAUGAUGAUGACAACCAAGCAGACGGCGAUGAAAAGAAAGAUAAUGAUCACGAUGAGGAGAGCAGCAGCUGUAAGCGGCCACGUUGCGAGCAGCAGCUGCACUCUGCGCUGUGUGAGCUGCUGCUGCAGCUGCAGCCCUGGGAGGCGAAGCUGCUGCAGGCGACCAGGAAGAUGCGCAACACGCUGCGCAACGAGCUAAUAGAGUGGCAGAAAAGUCUCACCAAGGACGGGCUGCGGAAGCGGAAGCUGCGCAAGCGACGGGCUAAGAAGUCGGCCCUUCAGACGUCCUCGUUGGAGUACCCGUCUACCGUCGCGCCCUCGUCCAUCCUGCCCCCGCCCGUGCUCCAUCACGACUCCAACUCCAACGACUCCAACUCCAACCAAGCCUCCACGUUCGCCGUGUCGUCGAGGGGCCGAGUUCGUAGGGUGAAGAAGAUAGUCAACUACGACCAGCUGGACUUCGACCACCUGGCACAGGUGGCAGAGAAGGAAGCUCUUGCCGAGAAAGAGGAGAGAAGGAGAAGGAAACUUUUGCCCGAACACGAAGCGGGAGGAGGAGACGAGGAAGAGUUAGAGGAAGGAGCAGGAAAUAAGAGUUCAACGCCCUCCGUUAAUGGGACCUUCACGCUGCCCGCCCUCAAAACUACCUCUGCCAAGAGCUAUUCUGGCAGCAAGCCUGUGCUCACCAACAUAGCGGACCCCAACAUCAAGAGGUAUCUUCUGUCACCCACUGGGGAGGUCAUAGGCUUCAUUGAUCAUAACGGUAAGGUGCAGAGAGGCUCCGUUCACGCCACUAUCAAGCCCAAGCUUGUCGCCGCCUCUACCAAUAACAACAACAAUGUUAAACAAGAAGCAACGAGCACCACUACCACAACUGUACCAACGGUUGUAGUGUCAGCGUUCAACCAAGAUCGGCAACCUGUGUUGGUGAGAGUGGUAGGGGAACAAGCCCUUCAGCUCAUGCGCUACAUGAAGCCUGACUCUAAGUUCCCCAUGGCGGAGAUCAAACUCCAACACUACGGGCAGAUCUACACGGUCAGGCCUGACGUUGAGGUUGUUACGAAGGGCAUCCCUGGCGUCGUGGACUCUAACGUUCCCCCCACUCCCCCUUCGACAUCGGUUGCAGUGUCCCCAAGACCUCCCCAGUCUACGGACUCUUCCCCAAUUUCAAGUCCUAUUGGGGUCGGCAGAGGUAGACAGAUUGUUGCUAAAACAACAACGAUCCGUCCACUGACGCCCAGGAAACAGGAUUUGUCAUCACCCCUUGCAGCAGGAACAGCCUCGUCCCUUGGCGCAAUUGCAUCACCUCAUGAGGAGACUGGGGCGUCCAGUUCAGGGAGCGUCCCCAACACUGUGGCUUUAGCAUAUCGUGGGCUACCGAGUCAGCAGCAGCUGCGCACUCCAACCCCCGCUGGUGGGAGGGUCGUGUCCUCUGCUUUAGGAGUCCCGCCCUCUGUAGGUGGGGGCAGCACGUCCACUGGGUCUGGCAUACCGGGGAUUAACACGUCCCUGGGAGAAGCAGCCUCGCUCCGCUCGGACACCAUCAUCGUGACGGCGACCCCAUCCCUCGUCCCCGCCGUAGCCCCCAUCGUCGCCUCCUCCCGAGCCACAACUGGCGUCGUCUUGUCCCCUCUUCGGCAGCAAAGGAUCGUCUCAGCGACCCCCGUUACCCCCGCGGGGUACAAGAUGACCCCCAUGGGGAGCACAGGCCAACGGAUCGUUUGUGUGCAGCAACAACAACAGCCACAACAACAAUCACCACAACAGCCCCAGCAACAACAAUCCCCGAACAACAGCAUCGUGCAGCUUCAAAGUGCCAGCGGCAAACAGGUUCAACUUCGGGUUGGGAACAACCCCGUGGUGGCCAACUUGCUUCAAAAGAACGGCGGACGCAUGGUGGCCGUGCCCAAUGGCCAGGGCGGCUACACGCUGUCCAUCUCAGCGGACAACAGCAACAACAUCCAGCCGAGCAUCGCCAACAUCAUCGAUCAGCUGCAAAGCAACCCUAGCAACCCGAGCAACCUCGUCGGCGCCACGACCGUCAGCAACAAGGUUGAGCUCAGUGGGGUCAAUCAGCAGCCACAGAUGGUGGUUGUAGCCGCCGGUGGGGGAGCAACUAACCCCAUUAUAGCCUCCCCAGGAUCAGGGGUGUCACCGCAGCACGCUACCCCCUUGGGGACGACAACUCCUGCUAAACCUGGCGUCCAGAGGACGGAGAUCGUCCAGACGGCGUCUGGGCAGCAGAUUUUGUUGGGUCCUGGGCAGCAGCUGGUGCGGUUACCCAGUGGGCAGCUAGCCAUCCGUCAGCUGCAGCUGGUGCAGCAACAUGCUUCACCAGCUGCGAUCACCGACAACAAGUUAUCUCCUGUCAUCAACACUCAGCCGCCGCAGCUGGUGCAACAAGUAAUACAAGGUGGGCAGCUGGUGCAGCAGAUAAUCGGCGGACAGGUGGUGCAAUCAGUGCUGCAACCAGCCGCUGGGGGCGCCCAGCAGCUGGUGCAACAGAGAUUACCGCAGUCGUCCAGCGCCCUGCCGCAGAAGGUGACUCAGCUGGUUCUCCAGCCGAGUGGUCAGCAACAGCAGCCACAACAGCUGGUGCUCCAGCAAGGUGGUCAACAGCAACAGCAGCUGGUACUUCAGCAAGGUAGUCAACCGCAGCCACAACAGCUGGUCCUGCAACAAGGUGGUGGUCAACCACAGCAGCAACAGCUGGUGUUUCUACAGCAGCGUCCAUCGAACGUAAUCACCGUGCAGCCGCAAGGGCAGGGACAACCUACACAAACGAUCAGGUUUGUCACUCCUCAACAACAACAACAAACAACGCCGCAGCGACAGAACAUCGUCAGCCCUGCUCAACAACAGCAACAAAUAACCCAAUCAUCGCCGCAACAACAACAACAGCCACAGAUUGUUGUCUACUCUUCUCCCAACCAACAACAACAACAACAACUGCAUCGUCACCAAGAACAGCAGGAACAACAAAAACAGCAUCAGGAACAACAGGUUCAGAAGCAGCAGCAAAAGCAACAACAGGUUCAGCUGCCUCAACAGGUGCAACAGCAGCCGACGGUGCAGACGGCUCGCCUGGUGUUGGUGCAGACGUCGCAGGGGCAGCGCUACGCCCUGCAGCAUCCUGACAACACCCUGACCCUGCUGUCCCCCCAGCAGGUGGCUAGCCUCACCAAGCAGGACCGGUAGUCGGACCCGACCCUGCUGUCCCCCCAGCAGGUGGCCAGCCUCACCAAGCACCUGCCGUAGGAACAGGUAGUGCCUUGCCAGACCUGUAGCCUACUGGUACCACAACCUGUUCUUUCUAAAUCUGGUGUCCGAACCUGCCUCACAUUCUACUCGGUUAAAUUAGACAGCAGUCAAGCCGUAGCCUGUAAGGCGACCUAAUCUGAAACACACUAAGGAUUAACCCUGCCGAGAGGGGGAGGGGGUUGAACCUCUUAAGGGUCAUUAACCCCGAUAGCAACCGCUUCUACGUCCCCAUCAGCGCAGUCGAGUCCAGGUUAUCCCCACGACAUCCCCGUUCCCGAGGGCGUUAGGGUUAAGUGGUGACAAAUUGUUAUUUGUUUUGGUUUAUAGUUGCUGUAUAAAGAAAAUUGUACAUAGAAUCCCGUGUAGUUUGUAUGGAAUUUUUUUAAAUGACAAAGUGAAACUAUCAAUUUAGAAUACCCAUUAUAAGAAUUGCUUGAUCUUGGCUGCAGCUCAGAAGAUGUGAAUGCUGAUUAUGUAUGGAUGAUGAUAGCCGUGCUGUGUCGAUCAAGAGAGGAUUUUUAUUUUUAUUUUUUAUGUUAUCGAUUUUGUAUGUAUAACCUAAAUCUUAACUUAACUCUUAUCAGCGCGUUUGAAAUUUCCAUUGUUUCAGUUUAAUAUUGAUUUUUUUUUUGUAAUGCAAAAAAUCGAUGUCAUUUAAGUUUAUGCUGACAAAUAUUAUCUUCAAAUUUUAUCAUUCGAUAAGUUUGUUCAACAUGUCACUAAAUGUUCUGUAGAUGAUGUUAGGUUGUCUACCUUCGCAAAUUAAGACAAGGUGAGCAAAUAUUAUUAUUUUUUCUUUGAAUGUGUUGACUAAAGUUUUAAAUUAUGGCGAGCAACUGUAGCGCCGUGGCAUUAGUGACAGGAGCCCCGAGAUGAACCAUCGGUCCAGGCCUUGGCAAGCUCAGUUCAUUUCUCGCUAAAAUCAGAGACGAAUGCGGUGCACCUGCGUAGCUGUGGGCGGUGCCCAAUUCUGGUUACUUUUUAGUAGGAGAUUGAGUAUUAACUUCAAGGUACGCUGCCCAAUUCUGGGUUCGUUUUAGUAAGAGAUUAUUGAGUCUUAACUUCAUGGUUCAGCGCAGUGAAAAAUUACACGGAUUUUAUAAUUUUUGCUGAUAUAGUAUAAACGUUGAAUGACGAACGUUCAACCCCACGGAUGACGAGUAUGGCUGUCAGACAUUUCCAUGGUUUGGGGUACCACAAACCAUGUAACCUCCUCCUCACUACUAUCAAUACUAUACGAGUGUAACUGUAGUUGUUCACGAGUGUCCGCAACUGUAACGCUCGGCGACACAGUUCAAUUACUCACAAUACUUGUACCUAUGUAAUUAUUGAACGUAAUUUAUGACUACGCUAGUGUGACAUAGCACGUCUUGCAUAUUAUAAUUGCUUUCACCUGCAGGGAUGUACAUCUUCGCUAACAUGUUCGGCUGCAGAAUGUACAGCUGCUAUUGCCACACCGUAGCGGUUGUUUCACGUGUGGUAUAAUAAUGCACUUCACUCGUCACGUGUGGCCUAAUUUUAAUAAAUUGCGUCAUGAUUUGUUAUCUCGCCUUCAAUAUUGUGUGGGAACAGUUCCCAUCUUUCUUGUUUCCAACGCCAACUUAUCAGGUUUUGAACCCUGAUGGUAUAUAUAUGCUUUUUGUCCCUGUUUUUUCAUGUUCUAAUAGUCAAUUUAUUGUGUUUUGAACGUCAAAUUUUCAGGUUUUUAACUUCUAUAGUCAUUUCUAAUUUUUGCGAUAAUUAAGUUCACAUUCGCUUGUAUUAUUGAAUCUAAUUAAUUAAUUAAUAGUGACGGCAUCAUAAGUACUUGCAGCGCUGAGUAGUGAUAUAUAAUCUUAUGUUGAGUAUAACUUAGCACAGACACCCGCUCCCGCUUUCCUUCCUUUCUUUGUUCCCUUCUUCCUUCCUUUUUUGAGUCAGCCUUUUCUCCAGUCUCCUUUUCUGUUAAUUAAAUUAUACAAGUUUUUCAGUUUUUAAUAUAAUUUUUAUCUAUUCGCUGCUCCUUUCCUCCCUCCUCGUGACCACCUCGCUGUAGAUAAUCUCUAGGUGACCGAGAAUCUCGGUCUCUUGUUCUAGUAGAUGCCUGCACUAGACGCUCAUAAUACAUAUAGACAUACUCAG